UUUUUUUUUAACAAAAAAAAAAAAGAAAAAAAAACCUCAUAAUGAUUAAAAAUAUAGGGAAGCUUAAGCAGUGGACAGGAGAAAAGUUUGGUUCGGCCAAAAUCACGUUACAGACGGAAGACUUUCAACGUCUUGAGGUGGAGACAGAAAGGAAACGUGUAGCUUAUGAAAAGUUAUAUGCAUCUACAUUGAUUUUGCACCAACAACUCCUGAAGAGAAAGAUCUCUCCGGAAGAUAAUAAAUCAAAACGUUUAGUGGGUGAUAUCUUUGGUGUCUCUUUAAAUAAUUAUGGUAAUGAAUUUGUCGAGGAGACUCCCUUAGGUAUCGCUACCAUCAAUUUGGGUCAAGCUCAAUCAAAGAUCGCUGCCUUUCAGGAAGAGUAUGCGGAUGUCAUGAAAUCUCAAUACAUUGAAAAAUUAGAGGAAGGCUUACAGUUAUUUAAGGAAUAUCAAUCGUUACGUAAGAAAUUAGAAUCACGCCGUUUAGAUUACGAUUCCAAACUGAGUCGUUUACAAAAGUCAAAAAAGGAAAAGCCCGAAUUAGAACAAGAAAUGCAAGCAUCGAAAAUGAAAUAUGAAGAUUCAGAAUAUGAUGUAAUUCAAAAGAUGGUUUCUUUACAAGAAUUCGAGGACGAUCAUUGUGAAGCACUUCAAAGUUUAUUAGAUGUUCAAAUUGAAUAUUUUUCUCGUUCUUUAGAACUAUUGAAUGAUGUUAAAACCAACUGGACUAAUCCUCAAUCACAAGAUAUGUAUGCACGUUCAUUGCCUCGACGCAACCCUACUAUCCUAUCUCGUACUUUAAGUAAUCAUUCAAAUAGUGGAGAUGAUGUCACUUCUUAUAACAGCGGAGCCGUACUCUCGGUUUCACGAUCUGCAACAACCACCAUGAAUCAUCCUAAUUCACCUAGAAGACUCUCCAUGAGUAGAAGUGGUAGUACUACAGAUACUACUUCAAGAAGAAUGCCGACAUUAAGUCGUAAAAGCUCAAGUCAAUUAAAUGAACAUGAUGAGCAACCCCCUUUGAUGAAUCAUAGUAGUCGUAUUAACGCUACUCCACCUACAUUACCUCGUAGACAAUCACAAGCUUCUAGUUUGGAUAAUAGACCAAGUAUAAAGAAUCAAAGGAAAGCAAUGUAUGAGUUUGAAGGAGAAAAUGCAGAUGAAUUAUCAUUCCAUAUAGGUGAUAUUAUUCAAGUAUUAGAAGAAGUGGAUGAAGGAUGGUGGGUUGGAGAAAUCCAAGAUCCUCAUGGUACUGUACGCUGUGGUAUUUUCCCAGUGAAUUAUACAGAGAGCAUAAGUGCUGGUCCACCUAUGCCUGCAAGGCCUGUAAUGACACAGUCUAUGAGUAGUAACUUGACUACAACUAGUCAUGAAUCAGAUCAAAGUUAUAAUAAUAGAAUGAAUUCAAUAAGUAUAGAAGAAGAAGAAGAAGUAGAACAUAGUUCUCCUUUUGGUGACUCAAAUCGUACUGCCUCGAACCAUCGUGGUGGAUUCUCUUAUACUGCUGUUCGAUCCCCUAACAACCAUAGUCAAUCACCAACACGUAAUCUGUCUACUACUACUACUACUACUACUACUACUACAAAUCAUAUUACUCCUUCUACUUCUCCUGUACCACAAAAGAAACCCUCUUCUACUACUACAAAGAGAGCCCCACCUCCGCCACCACCUACUUUACGUAGCAACAGUAAUUCAACUACUACUAACAACACCACAAGACAGCUACCACCACCUCCUCCUCCUUCUUCUUCAAAUAUGGUACGUACCACACCUAAUCAGCAAGUACCAGCAAAUGAUUAUUUUGAAAUGAAUAAUAAUCAUUGUACAUGUAAUGAAUGUGGAUGUACAGAGUAUGCAGCCAAUUUAUUUAAAAAGGGCUAUUGUAAUAAUUGUUUCCAUAAACACGAGUAGUUCAUAAUAAAGUAACACAUCAUAAUAAGCUUCUUCUUCUUUAUUAUGGAGUUAUCCAUUUUAUUAUUAUUAUUAUACAUUUCAAUAAUACACUCUUCUUUCCUCCUCUAUCCUUCCUCUCUCCUUCUUUUUUUUUCUUUCUCUCUUCCCCUUCUCAUAUAUACAGAACAAACUAAUAAAUUAUAUAACAAUACAAGUAUCAAAAUAAAUAUAUAUGAAUAUAUAUAUAUAUAUAUGUAUAAAGAGUAAAAAUAAAAAUAAAGCAAAAUAAAAGGAGGGAAGAAAAAGAAAGAAAGGAGGG
This is a messenger RNA of Cokeromyces recurvatus, 2211 nucleotides long. RefSeq lists its product as uncharacterized. Bases 42 to 1910 code for a protein of 622 amino acids. Lineage: Eukaryota; Fungi; Mucoromycota; Mucoromycetes; Mucorales; Mucoraceae. Gene Ontology annotation, biological process: endocytosis; actin cortical patch localization. The record is from RefSeq and is a predicted model, not a curated record. Gene Ontology annotation, cellular component: cytoplasm. Gene Ontology annotation, molecular function: protein binding. The transcript has 4 exons.